GGGCAUGCCGACACAUUAACAUGUAUAGCUCUUUUUCCAGACAGCAAAAUGAUUAUUAGUGGCUCCUAUGACCGCAGGAUUCGCCUUUGGGAUGUAGGAAGCGGGCAAGCAUCAGGGGAACCCAUUCGGGGACACAAGGUUUCAGUCAAUGUCGUUGCUGUGUCGCCGGAUGGGACGAUGUUUGUGAGUGGAGGCGGGGACGGCAAAAUCUUGAUAUGGAACGCAACGACACGUACUUUGGCAACAGCGCCCAUUCAAGCACAUUUGAACUCCAUCAACUCUAUUUCCUUCUCUCCCGACAGUGCCACCAUCGCGUCCAUAGCAGGCCGAAUGAUCAAAAUAUGGGAUGUGGCCACCGCGAAGCUUAUAAUAGAUAUCGAGUCCCCCAUUUCCGAACGCCAGGUUGCGUUCUCUCCUGAAGGUAGCAGAAUUGCUGCCGUAUCUCUUAUAGCUCCAGAACAGGAGAAGUUGCGAAUCUGGGAUGUGAAGACGGGAAAACCAGCAGCAGUUAGCCCUAUCACUGGCCAUACGGGUGCACUACUGUCUGUGGCAUGGUACCCCAAUGGUCAGCGUUUAGUCACUGCAUCGCUCGAUAGAACAAUUCGCGUUUGGAUCUCGGAGACAGGUCAUCAAGAAGGACGUUCCCUUGGUGGCGAUCCGACCUGGAUGUCUGACUAUGUCGCUGUCUCUUCUGACGGGGAGCUCAUUGCUGCUCUUUGUGGAGAUCACUCUAUCCGACUCUGGAAUGCUAUUACGCUUGAUCAGAUUAAUGUCUUGCUCCAGCACGCUGAACCAGUGCUCUGCAUGGCUAUUUCAGCUGAUACCCGUUUUAUCGUUGCUGGUUCUGGCGACAGCAAAGUGUGUCUGUGGAACAUCGAAAGU
This is a messenger RNA of Suillus bovinus, 882 nucleotides long. Its product is annotated as WD40-repeat-containing domain protein. The transcript has a single exon. Gene Ontology annotation, molecular function: protein binding. The annotation marks the transcript as partial. NCBI's taxonomy places the organism in Eukaryota, Fungi, Basidiomycota, Agaricomycetes, Boletales, Suillaceae. The record is from RefSeq and is a predicted model, not a curated record.